CCAACGAAGAAGUCGUUACAAUACAAAUCAUUAGAAUCCUUUAAAUAUUUACGGUAUGAUAUCAGAUCAGUACAGCAAGUGCACUCCUUGCCUCGGCUGCACUUCAAUUACCUUAUCAUUAUAUCCUAGACCCUAAGGUUUAAGGAAACAUUACCCAUUUAUAUAAACAUUCGGUAAAGUGUCGUUAUUCAGAUAAGUGGUUGCUGUCGUCAAAAUGUGUCGUUUGAUUGAUGUGCUCGUUUUGAUUGUACUGUAUUUGGAUUUUGGAUUGUGCUAUGUCAAUUUGGCAGACGUAGAAUGCGGUCUAGUAAACAGUCGCAGUGCAAGAAUAGUAGGCGGCAGUGACAGUCUUCCUGCUGAGUUCCCCUGGGCGGCCAGUAUAUGGAGACAAGGGACGCACCAGUGUGGAGCCACCGUCCUCAAUGACAGAUGGUUGCUCACUGCUGGACAUUGCAUUUGCAGUGUGUUCGAUGAGUUCUACAAGUCUAAGCAGUUGUCCGUCGUCGUUGGCUACACUGAUAUUUCAGCUGGUGAUCAGAACGAGAAGCUUGCUAAGAUUAUACCCCAUCCAGAGUACAGGUGUAAGAAGAAGACAAAUGACGUAGCCCUCCUGAAGACAAUCCGUCAGCUACGAUGGACGAAUGAGCUCCGUCCAGCAUGCUUGCCCCAGCCUCUCGCCGCUGAUUACAGCGGCAAGAUGGCUACCGUAGCUGGAUGGGGAUUCACUAAUGAGGACAGGGGAAUAGGAACAAGACCAAAUAUUUUGCAAAAGACUGAUGUAGUUGUAGUGGAAAACAAUGAAUGCAACAAUUGGUAUGAAUCACAGGGAAGCAAAGUAAGGAUCAGCCCAACUCAAAUGUGCGCGGGACACGAAACUGGUGGACGGGACUCCUGUUGGGCUGACAGCGGUGGUCCUCUAAUGGUGAAAGGAGACAAAGGCCAUUCCACGAUCAUUGGUGUAGUUUCAACUGGAAGCGGGUGUGCUAGGGCCAAGAUGCCCGGAAUAUACACCAGGGUGUCCAAAUUCACCGAAUGGAUUGUUUCCAGUGUCAACGAGGAUAGUGCAAGAUCUGGAUUCGGCUGGCUUUUGAGAAGAGGCUAAUGGUUUAUAAAUCGUGUUUCAAGAGUGGAAAUUUUUACCCCCACGCCAAACAAGAUGUUCAAAAACCACAAAAACCGCCAAAACUUUGAGUGUUAGUAAAAUAUGUCACACACGCCUCGCAGAUUUACUUUUUCAAAAAGUUUUUGUAGCUCUGGCCUCUGGCGGGUUUUGUUGGUCUGCAGCUGAAUGCGAUUUCGUUUAAAAUUACUACAGAACCCUGAUUCUUCAUAACGUUCAAAUCGUAUCUAACUGGUUACAGUAUUUUUGAGUUUCUAAUUUUUAAAUUCUUGUCCAUUUGAUGCCGUAUACUGCACUUAUUGUAGUUACAAAUAAAUACGUUUUUUUUUAUUGAAUACGAGUUGACAGCAAUCUCACCUGGUGGUAAGUGAUGAUGCAGUCUA
Maniola jurtina (meadow brown) is the source of this 1503-nucleotide messenger RNA. RefSeq names its product trypsin-1-like. The record is from RefSeq and is a predicted model, not a curated record. The transcript has 6 exons. Bases 215 to 1102 code for a protein of 295 amino acids. Gene Ontology annotation, molecular function: serine-type endopeptidase activity. Gene Ontology annotation, biological process: proteolysis. NCBI's taxonomy places the organism in Eukaryota, Metazoa, Arthropoda, Insecta, Lepidoptera, Nymphalidae.